UUAAAAUAAUCAUGAAAUGUUCAUUAAAUAAAGUACUUUUUACUGUAAAUAUAUAUUCAUGAAUAAAAUUAGCAUGUUUACAAUUUUAAAAUGGUUUAGCGUAAUUUGAUACACUCUUGCAUGGUCCUAAAAUCAGCCGUUUGGUAAUUAAUGCUUGACAAAGCUCUUUUGUUUCACACUUUUUUGUCAAGUUUUCCAAUUUUUCUGUAAAAGAAAAAUGAAAAAGGCCAACCCAAAACUCACAUGUGACAUCUUUUCACCAAGACAGCGUUUUCUUCAUAUAGUUAUGACUGAACACUAAUGUUUGCAUAGCUCAACAUCAUCACCCUAAAUGUUAAUAUGCCGAAAAUACGAUUGCUUAAUACACCUCUAAUUUUAGGUUAAAAGGUAUAAAAUUUUGAAUAUUAAGACAAAACUACAGUAUUAUUUUUGUUCUGAAUAUGAAAAGCUCUCCAAUGGCAUCUAAAAUGAAUUAUUUGAAUAUUAUCACAGUGUAAAGAAAGAAAGUACAAGGAAAGCAUGAAAAUUAACUUUUUGUUAUAAAUUCUAAAGUAGUUUUUUGACCCGUAAUGCCAUUGCAUGCACUUCAAUAAUCUAAAUAAUAACAUCAUUUUUGUAUUGUAGUGAAGCACUGUUGUGUUUUGUAUUAGUCCCAGUCCUGUCUUUGUACUUUGUCCUAUUUGUGAUGUCCUGUUUCUUAGGUGCUCACCACUUUCAUUUAAGCUAUUUUGCUUUGUGGUGAUUCUUUCAAUAGACUUAUUUACAAUCAACACUUAUAAAAUCAUUUUUCUAUAAAAUCAUGCACUUUUUGUCUAUUGAUGAAUAAAUUAUCACUCACUCACUCACUCACUCACUCACUCACUCACUCACUCACUCACUCACUCACUCACUCACUCACUCACACACUCACUCACUUACAUGAACUUGCCUCUACCUAUUAUUACCUUUAGAUUAAAUAUGAAAACAUAACAAUUUAGAAAUGAAGAAAAAUCACACUGGCAAUAAAGAAUAUAAAUUGAUUCACCAAAUCUUAUGCAUAACCUCUAUCGACUUUCAAAGAAGAACUAUAUAUGGAUUUGUGGAGCUGCAUAUCUUACCACUUGUUCCAGUAUUAAGUAGAAUCAAGUUAAACUGCAAACAAUGUAGAAUUUAUAGAGUUUGUGUGAAGGGGUCAGGCUUGGAAUCAUGGCUGGAAGCGGCAUUUUUAACUGAUGAUCCUGGUAAUAAUGUGUGUCCAGAUGGAAGAAAGAGGAACUUGGAUUAUUUUUCUAACAGUUUACAAAAUGCAGUGUAUCAAACAGAACCUGACAAUAACAAUGGAGAGAUAACUGUCAGGUUGCCAAGUGAAACCAUGCCUCUGGUUGAAGAAAAGAAGAUGUUACGUCUAAGCAUUGAAUUUAUUUUGGAUAAACCAUCUAGUGGUGUUCAUUUUGUUGUACCAAAUGGAAAUGGAUCUUUUGUUGAAAGAAGCUGUCAUAUGUAUAGUUACAAAUGGGGAAACUCUAGCAGGCUUUGGUUCCCUUGCAUUGAUUCAUUCAGUGAGAUUUGCACUUGGAAAAUAGAAGUCACUGUGGAUACUGGUAUGACAGUAAUAUGCCCUGGGGAAUUGGCUGAAAAAAUAUACACCCCGGAUGAACAGCGAGUGACACAUCAUUUCACGCAAACAAUUCCAACUUCAGCUUGUAAUAUAGGAAUUGCAGUGGGGCCAUUUGAAAUUUGCCCUGACCAAGAGAUGCCCGAUGUUACAUAUUUUGUUUUACCAGGAUUAAAAUCAUUAGUGAAGAAUACUGUUUCUUUUCUAAAUGAUGCUUUCGAGUUUUUUGAGGAAAGUUUGAACACACAAUAUCCAUAUUCUACAUUUAAACUUGUCUUUGUUGAUGAAGCAUUUGAAUCAUGUCAAUCAUUUGCAUCAAUGGGAAUACUAAAUACAAAUUUACUUCAUCCGUCAUCAAUUAUUGAGCAACCCUUUACAACCAGGCGUAUCAUUGUUGAAUGUUUAGCAGAACAAUUUUUUGGAAUGUUUGUAUCUUUGCAUUCAUGGGCAGAUAUUUGGUUGCUGCGAGGUAUUGCAUUAUACCUGACUGGAAUGUUUAUCAAAAAAAUGUUUGGUAAUAAUGAAUAUAGAGAUUGGUUACACAAGGAGCUGGAGCUCUUGUGUAAUUAUGAAUUAGACGGACCUGGCUUACCACCUUUGUACCCAUUCCCACUGGCAGCGAUUCCACUUGAUAGUAAAAUGGAAGUAAAAACAGAUCCAGUCAUUCCACCACAGAUGGCCAUACUCCAACAACAUCCUCAUUUGAUCUCUUAUAAACAGUACGAGAUGCUUAAAACAAAAAGCCAUCUGGUCAUGCGUAUGAUGGAGUUGCGUAUUGGCCAAGACCUUCUGUUACAAGCAUGUAAUAAAGUGCUGUCACUUGCUUCUUCGGCUGCAGCCAAGAGAAGUGAUAGCACUCUAUGGUGCAAUAUGCUGCUGUCCACCACAGGUUUUUUGAAAACCAUAUCUACCGUUUCUGGAAAAGAUAUUAAUAUAUUUGUAGAUCAGUGGAUAUGUCACACUGGUGUUGCUAAAUUCAACGCAUCGUUCAGUUUUAACCGCAAAAGAAAUAUUGUUGAGCUUGAGAUAACACAGUAUUGUGGCAAGGGAUGUCAAAAAUAUGUGGGUCCUUUGAUCGUUUGCAUACAAGAAUUGGAUGGUUCGUUUUCACAUACUGUACAAGUUGAAGAUACGACCAGUCACCAUGAAUUACCUUGCCAUUCAAAAAGUAGACGAAACAAGAAGAAGAAGAUCCCAUUAAUAACAGGAGAAGAAGUGGAUAUGGACCUUAGUGCAACUUUUGACACAGAUUCCCCAGUGCUAUGGAUCAGGAUAGAUCCAGAUAUGACCUGGCCACGCCUUGUAUCGUUACAACAACCGGAUUAUAUGUGGCAGUAUCAGUUGAGAUAUGAAAGAGAUGUGACAUCACAAGUCGAGGCUGUGAGAGCAUUGCAACGUUAUCCAUGUGCUGGCACAAGAAGUGCAUUGAUAGACAUUAUCAACCAAAAUGAAGCGUUCUACAAAGUGCGAACAGAAGCUGCACGUUGUCUGGCUAAGGUUGGUACAGUGGAAGCAGAAGUAUGGGACGGUGAAAAUUCAAUGAUUGAAAUUUUUGAGAAGAUGUUUGGCUCCAAUGCAGCUCCUCGUAUACCUAGAUUUAAUGAUUUUUCUAAUUUCAUCUCGUAUUUCUUACAAAAGUGUCUUCCACAAGCAAUUGCAACUAUGAGGAAUGUUCAUUCUCAAUGCUCUAACAGAGUGAUCACGUUCAUACUAGACCUUUUAAAGUACAAUGACAACAGAUUUAAUCAGUUUUCUGAUGCUCCAUACGUGAGUUCAUUGAUCGAUGCGCUCACCACAACUAUAGGUCCAGCUAUACACUUGGCCUCUUCUGUGGAGGAGUCAGCUAGAUCCAGUCUUCCGCAUGACGCACACGCAAAGAAUAUAUUAAAAGUGGUUAAUCGUCGAUUGAAUAUGGACAAGAUAUUGCCGUCUUAUAGAUAUUGCAUUUCCUCCAGCUGCUUGAAAGCUAUCCGAAGUUUACAAGUCAAUGGUCACAUCCCAGCUGAAUCACAAUUCUUCAAAAAAUUUGCCCAGUAUGGUGUUUUUGAAGACGUCAGAAAAACAGCUCUUCAAAUUAUGGUGGAUUUUACUUUAGUUCAAUCUAGUGAAAAAGAUUUGGAAUGGAUUUUAGAUGUUGUGGAACAGGAUCCUGUGCCUAGUAUUCGUCACCAUGUUGUAUCUUGCUUAAUCGAGAAACCACCAUUCACAAAGAAAGCAACGAAUUCCUCUAUGAAUAAUUCCACAUUGGUGGAGAGGCUGUGGCAAUUAAUGAACUGUGAUUCUGCUAACGACCAUCGAUUGCGCACCGGAUUGGUUGAUUUAUACGAUGCAUUGUGGGGAAGAGUGACACCAGCCUGUGUACCUUCCCACGGGUUUGGAAUUGUGAUUGAUUUAAAGGGUAAAAACGCUGUGGCGAAAUCUUCAUCCUACCUGCCAGCAUCACCUAACAUGGUGAUUUAGGAUAUGUCAGCAUCUGUUAGUGCGGGAGAAGAACCCGGCGCCAAGAAGAGAAAAACAUCGCAUGGAAACUCUCCAGCAGUUGAUUCUAUCGAUGCGAGACCUGGAACGCCGAUGAGUGUUGGCUCG
Messenger RNA from Hydractinia symbiolongicarpus, 4180 nucleotides. Its product is annotated as transcription initiation factor TFIID subunit 2-like. Bases 980 to 4054 code for a protein of 1024 amino acids. NCBI's taxonomy places the organism in Eukaryota, Metazoa, Cnidaria, Hydrozoa, Anthoathecata, Hydractiniidae. The transcript has 29 exons. Gene Ontology annotation, cellular component: transcription factor TFIID complex. Gene Ontology annotation, biological process: transcription initiation at RNA polymerase II promoter. The record is from RefSeq and is a predicted model, not a curated record. Gene Ontology annotation, molecular function: chromatin binding; metallopeptidase activity; zinc ion binding.